UUACCUCAGGCAGAGUACAAAACAAGGAUCCGAUACCUCUGCUGAGGACCACUGAGGGUAAAGACCUGAUAGAAGAUGGAGCAAAAGCUGAUCAUCUUUCGGAAUCUUUCCGGUCAGUUUUCACAAAGGAAAAGGCACGCGAUUAUCCUACCGACGACAACGACGUGGAUACAAUAGUCGAGACUGUCCAAUUCCCUGAGGAUGUUGUUCUUAAGGAUCUCUUAAGGUUAAAGGAAUCUAAGUCACCAGGUCCCGACGAGAUACUGGCCAAGAUUUUGAAGGAGCUUGCCAGUGAGUUGGCAAAACCACUCUCUACGCUCUUCCAAACAUCCUUCGGGACCGGAUGCCUACCAGCAGAUUGGAAAUCCGCGAGGAUUACGCUGCUCUACAAGAGGGGAAGCCGGGUCUCAGCGAACAAUUAUCGACCGGUCAGCCUUAUUGCAAUCUGCUGCAAAAUUAUGGAGAAAAUGAUCAAGCAACAACUUAUGCAUUUCCUGGAACAAAACCAUCUCCUAUCGGAUGUUCAGCACGGUUUUCGUAGAGGUUAG
Molecule: messenger RNA, 548 nt
Organism: Dibothriocephalus latus
Lineage: Eukaryota; Metazoa; Platyhelminthes; Cestoda; Diphyllobothriidea; Diphyllobothriidae
Source: the annotation of a GenBank genome assembly